This is a messenger RNA of Lodderomyces elongisporus, 1257 nucleotides long. RefSeq lists its product as uncharacterized. The coding region runs from base 1 to 1257 and encodes 418 amino acids. NCBI's taxonomy places the organism in Eukaryota, Fungi, Ascomycota, Pichiomycetes, Serinales, Debaryomycetaceae. The record is from RefSeq and is a predicted model, not a curated record. The transcript has a single exon. Gene Ontology annotation, molecular function: FMN binding; NADPH dehydrogenase activity.
AUGUCACCUCGAUUUAGUGAUAGCAACUUGUUUAAACCAAUCAAAGUGGGUGACGGGAAAAUAACUUUGAAUCAUAGGGUUGUACAUGCUCCAACAUCUAGAUCUAGAUCUACAGGCGAUGGAAGUCAUUUCCCGACCGAUUUGAUGCUUGAGUACUAUGACUCAAGGUCAAGAAGUAAAGGUACCCUCAUCAUAUUUGAAUCUUGUUUAGUGUCCCCACGCAGUGGACUUGUUCCUUAUAAGUCAGGAGUAUGGUCCAAGAAUCGUUGCAAAGCGUUAAAGAAAAUUACCGACAAGAUUCACGCAAAUGGAUCAUACGUUUCGUGUCAGAUAUUUGCUCCUGGUAGAGUAGCAAAUAUCGAAGAAAUGAAGGAAAAAAAUCUUCCCUAUACUGCACCUUCUUCCAUUUACCAUUCCAAAACCCAGGAAGAACAAGCAACAACACACAAUUAUCCUUUGCGAGCACUAACCAUCGAGGAGAUUAAGGAAAUCCAAGACGAUUUUGUACAAGCUGCUAUAAACUGCAUUGAAGAAGCAGGCUUUGACUUUGUUGAGCUUCAUGGCUCUUCAGGUUUCCUUAUAGAACAGUUUCUCUCGCCGAUUUCCAAUACCAGAAAUGAUCAAUAUGGAGGCUCAGUUGAAAAUAGGUGCAGAUUUCUUAUAGAAAUUGUAGAAAAGUUGAUUGAACAUGUUGGUGCUUCAAGAAUUGGCUUACGACUUAGCGCAUGGUCCCAGCAUUUUGGUAUGGUUUAUCCUGAAAAUGUUUAUACUGAUCACCCGCCAUUAACUUUUUGUAACUACAUUGUUGAAUACCUUGAGCAAAAGAAAAAUAAAGGUGACGAAAUUGCAUAUGUCUCCAUCUCAGAGCCAAGAGUAUCAGGAUCAACUGAUCAGGACCCGAAGGAUCAUACAAAUGAGCCAUUGAUCAAUCGAUGGAGCGGAAUUCUUAUUCGUGCAGGUGGAUACGCAACCAACUAUAAAGCUCAAGUCAAUACUAUUAACACCUCGCUUCUUGAACAUGUCAAUAGCGAUGACCGAACCUUAAUUGCGUUCUCAAGGCCGUUUACUUCUAACCCAGACCUUGUUGAGAGGCUUCGAAAAAACUUCAAGUUGGAUAAUUAUCAAAGAGAGUUUUUCUAUACCCACCUGUUGAAUGGGUACUUGACCUAUGGUGAUUACAUAGAUGAACAAUUGGAUUCAAAUCGCUUGAUUUUCACAGACAGCGAGUUGAAUCGCGAAGGCGUGCCCCUUGCUUGA